CAUUUAUGCCCGGAUGAUAAUUAUUUGGGUUGGUGUCUUUUCCCAGAAUAAAUGCUGAACUGCGAUUUCUCCAUCUACAAACCCAAAAGCUUCUGAAAUUGGACAAAAAUCCCUGCAAAGUUUUUCCCUUGAGACGGGAAAGUGAAAACGACGGCGUCUCGAAGUGGUGGACAAUGCUUCUUCCGCUGCUUCUGCUCUUCUCUCUUGCAGCCGCUGCAGAUCAAUCCACCGACCGCGCUGCCUUGCUGGCUUUCCGCUCCGCCGUGGGCGGGCGGCGCACUGUCGUAUGGAACACUACUGACGCCGCCCUUCACUGCAACUGGGCCGGAGUUCAAUGCGAAAAUGGCCGAGUCACCGUUCUCCGCCUCCCCGGCUUUUCUCUCUCCGGCUCCAUCCCGCCUCACACGCUCUCCAACCUCACACGCCUCCGCACACUCAGCCUCCGUCUCAACUACCUUUCCGGUCCGCUACCGGCGGACCUCUCCCAAUGUGUCGGCCUCCAGAACCUUUAUCUCCAAGGAAACCAUAUCUCAGGUUCCUUGCCCGAUUCCUUUUUCGACCUUCACUCCCUGGUCCGCGUCAAUCUCGCUAACAACAACUUUUCCGGUAGCAUUCCUUCCCGGUUCGACAAUUUGACGCGUUUGCGGACCCUUUUUCUGGAAAACAACCACUUCUCAGGCUCCUUACCGGAGCUAAAUAACCUUAAACUCCGAGAGUUCAAUGUUUCGUUUAACUACUUAAACGGGUCUAUCCCAAAGAGUCUAGAAUCAUUCCCCCCGGAGGGUUUUGCCGGAAAUUCACUCUGUGGGAACCCUCUCGCUCUUUGUCCGGGUGGAAAAACCCCGCCGGCCAUAGCAACAGGCUGGAUAACACUUGGCAAUUCUAAGAAACUAUCCGGUGGAGCAAUUGCAGGGAUUGUGAUCGGAUCUUCAGUUGGAUCUCUACUUGUUUUCAUAAUCCUCUUCGUCUUGUGCAUAAAGAAAGCACGAUCAGUAGAUGGUUCUGCCAUAAAGCAUCCUGAAACUGGAGAGAAAGAAAGGGAAAAUGCGUACUCAGUGGCUCCUGCAGCAAUGGAAGGGCAUGGCAAAGGAGGAGAGAGUAGUAUGGGUGGAGGUGGGACCAGGGAUAAGAAGCUAGUUUUCUUAGGGGGUGCUUCGAGUGUGUUUGAUUUGGAGGAUCUUCUGAGAGCUUCUGCUGAGGUUUUGGGAAAGGGAACUUUUGGGACCACGUAUAAGGCUGUUCUUGAGAUGGGGACUAUUGUGGCGGUGAAGAGGUUGAAGGAUGUGAUGAUACCUGAGGCAGAAUUCAGGGAGAAAAUAAGGGUGGUUGGCGACAUGAACCACCAGCAUUUGGUGCCUCUGAAGGCUUAUUACUAUAGCAGAGAAGAAAAGCUACUUGUUUAUGAUUAUAUGCCCAUGGGAAGCUUGUCUGCAUUGCUUCAUGGCAAGGGUGCAGGCAGGACACCACUGAAUUGGGAAAUGAGAUCGGGCAUUGCCCUUGGUGUUGCCCGAGGCAUAGAAUACUUGCACACCCAAGGCCCCAAAGUCUCUCACGGGAACAUAAAGUCAUCAAACGUCCUCCUAAACAAAUCAUAUGAACCAAAAAUAUCAGAUUUUGGCAUAUCCGAUGUUGUUGGGCCGUCAUCAUCCUUUCCGGUACGAGUUGCCAGUUAUCAGGCACCCGAAGUGACUGACCCAAGAAGGGCCUCUCAAAAAGCUGAUGUAUAUAGCUUUGGGAUAUUACUUCUUGAGCUUCUAACAGGCAAAGCUCCAAAAAACACUCUCUUGAAUGAAGAAGAGGAAGGGGUUGACCUACCAAGAUGGGUUCGGUCAGUGGGUAAGGAGGAGUGGACUUCUGAAGUUUUUGAUGUUGAACUUCUUAGGUCAAAGAAUGUUGAGGAGGACAUGGUGGGACUAUUGCAACUCGGGGUUGAUUGUGCGGGUCAACACCCCGAGAAUAGACCGUUGGUGACAGAGGUUGUGAUCCGGAUUGAACAGAUUUGUGGUUCAAGCUUGACAAAUAGAAAACAUUCCGAAGUUGUCAUUGAAACUGAGUAAUGCUAUCUCCCACCCCAUUCAUUGUCACUGUUGUAUGAGUCACAGGAGCUGGCGACCAACAAGUUGCUCAGUUGACAAGAUUCAAGAAGUUAUUAUUCUUGACAUGAUCAUCCAUUAGAAUUAACAGUCAACCCCCCCUCCAAUUCCAUUUUUUUUUUGUUUCUCUCUCCCUCUAUGUGCAAUGGGUGUGUUUUGUGAUUCUUGACUAUAUCAUUUGCUGUUGGUUUUUUUCGGGGGUGGGGUCCAAUUUUAAAUUUCCUAUAGGGUGGAUAUGGUAUUAUGGUGCCUGUGAUGAUUCUUUUUCAGCAUAGCUUUUACUUUUGCUUUUUAGGUGUGGAUUUGUGUUUGGAUGCGUGGGUGACAAGACUGUGUGACACCCACAUUAUAAUACGUAUGCAGUUCUUUAUUUGAG
This is a messenger RNA of Cuscuta epithymum, 2469 nucleotides long. The record is from the annotation of a GenBank genome assembly. Lineage: Eukaryota; Viridiplantae; Streptophyta; Magnoliopsida; Solanales; Convolvulaceae.